AUGGCCUCACCAAUUCCCCGUGGCCUCAAGCAGGUGCUGCAGAAAUCUCCCAAUGACAUUGUCAUUCUCUCGUCUCUGCGUACCCCUGUCACCCGCGCCAAGAAGGGUGGUUUCAAGGACACCUACCCCGAGGAGCUCCUUGCCAACGUCCUUCGCGCCACAUUGAAGGCCAACCCCAACCUCGACCCGGCUCUGAUCGACGAUGUCACCAUUGGCUCCGUCUUGCAGGAGCUCGGUGGUGCUAAGGCCGGCCGUAUGGCCCAGAUUCACGCCGGCUUCCCUCACUCAGUUCCCUUCAACACCAUCAACCGCCAAUGCUCGUCCGGUCUGGCCGCCAUCACGGCCGUUGGCUACGGCAUUCGCGCCGGAGCCCUGAACGUCGGUGUUGGUGGUGGUAUGGAAUCCAUGACUCGCAACUACGGCUCGCGCGCCAUCCCUACCGUCCUCUGGCCGGAGCUGAAGGAGUCCCACUCCCAGGAUGCCCGCGACUGCAUCAUGCCCAUGGGUAUCACCUCGGAAAACGUUGCGUCCCGCUACGGCAUCACCCGCGCCGACCAGGACGCUUUCGCGGCCGAUUCGCACAAGAAGGCGUCCGCCGCCCAGAAGGCCGGCCGCUUUGACAGUGAGAUCGUCCCCGUGACCACCAAGUCCUUCUCGCUCGAGAACCCCGAUGCUCCCGCCGAGGAGAUCACCGUCACCCAGGAUGACGGUAUCCGCCACAAUCUCUCCGUCGAGAAGAUGGCCUCCCUCAAGCCUGCCUUCGCCGCCGACGGCCGCAGCACCGCCGGCAACAGCUCCCAGGUCAGCGACGGUGCCGCCGCCGCGCUGCUGAUGCGCCGUUCCACUGCCGAGGAGCUCGGUCUGUCCGGCUCCAUCAAGGCCCGCUGGGUCGCCACCGCCGUUGCUGGCUGUGCCCCCGACGAGAUGGGUGUUGGCCCUGCCUUCGCUAUCCCCAAGCUGCUGGAGCAGGUUGGCGUCAGCGUCCCCGACGUCGGUGUCUGGGAGAUCAACGAGGCCUUCGCCUCCCAGGCUCUCUACAGUGUCCGCAAGCUGGGCAUUGACGAGGCCAAGGUCAACCCCAACGGUGGUGCCAUCGCCAUCGGUCACCCUCUCGGUGCCACCGGUGCCCGCCAGCUCGCCGAUCUGCUGCCUGAGCUGGAGCGCAGCGGCCAGGACAUCGGUGUUGUCAGCAUGUGCAUUGGUACCGGCAUGGGUAUGGCUGGUAUGUUCGUUCGCGAGUAA
Penicillium macrosclerotiorum is the source of this 1242-nucleotide messenger RNA. RefSeq names its product thiolase family protein. Bases 1 to 1242 code for a protein of 413 amino acids. Gene Ontology annotation, molecular function: acetyl-CoA C-acyltransferase activity. The record is from RefSeq and is a predicted model, not a curated record. Gene Ontology annotation, cellular component: peroxisome. Gene Ontology annotation, biological process: phenylacetate catabolic process; fatty acid beta-oxidation. The transcript has a single exon. Lineage: Eukaryota; Fungi; Ascomycota; Eurotiomycetes; Eurotiales; Aspergillaceae.